Molecule: messenger RNA, 4115 nt
Organism: Mangifera indica (mango)
Lineage: Eukaryota; Viridiplantae; Streptophyta; Magnoliopsida; Sapindales; Anacardiaceae
Product: zinc finger CCCH domain-containing protein 38-like
Exons: 5
Coding region: 1065-3809 (914 amino acids)
Molecular function (GO): metal ion binding
Source: RefSeq, a predicted model, not a curated record
CUAACAAAGAUAUUUUUGCGACUAUUGCUAAAUGUAAGCUAGGCAAAGUCUUCUUCUAUCUCUACGUCUCUCGCUUUCGCUCUGCUUAGACCAGACAAUGCUAAAACCCUCAUUUCCGUCACCUUCAAUAUCAGCUCUCUCUCAUUGGGCACGCGUUUCUCCUCUCUUUUACUCCACUAUAUAAACAAGGUCAAUGCAUGAAGGGAUUACCAAGUGUAUUCAAAAGUGACUGAUCCGGUUACUUUAGCAAUGACAUUCUGUCCUUCCACAAGAAAAUUAUUGAAUAUUAGCACAAAUAAAUGGAUUGUUUCAUUUUGUUAGAGUGGAGACAGUCCAAAAAUUUUGAGAUAGCACUAUAAUACCUGAGUCAUAGUUCAAGACAACUGAAUCCCAACCAACUGAAUGGCUUUGACUGACAUUUUCGUGCUUAAUUGGUCAAGCCAAGUGAGCAGCUGGGGAGAGUUGUCAUAAUUGCUAAAACAAUACUAAAGGGCUUAUUUCUGUUGCCCUUAGAGAUAGUGGUAUUCUGUCUCCUGGCAUGAUGAAAUGAGCAAGCUAUAGCAUAUUUUUGCAAUUGAAACUGCAAAAUUUGAAUUUUUCUUAUGCCCGACUCUUUGUUGACCAUAUGCUAGUUUGUAACUUAUAGUUAAUUGUGAAGAGAGAGAGCACUUAGAAAAGCUUGAAAAAGCACGACACAUGCAGCCCUCUUACGAUUUAUGAAAGUUCCUAGCGGUUUAUGGAGUGGGGUGUAAAGUUAUCCUGUUUGUGCUGGUUUGGCUGUAAAAAUUGGAUAUAUAUUCCGUGCUUGUGGUGACAAUUCUUUUAUGUGAUAUUGGGAAAGAUAAUUUAGUGCCACCUGUUGUCAUAGAAGUAGCGAUUUUCUUUUGAGUGGAAGACACUAUAUUUACAUGCCAAAAUAGUUGACAUUUUCGCCUGGUAUUUCUGAGGAAUUGAUUCAGGGUGGGCGUGCACAGCUAAGAGAUGACUUUUGUUUGUAACAUUUGACUGGUGAUCGACUAUACUGCUUUUGAUCAAAGUGAAGCUAGACAUUCUUCUGUAAAGUGAUGAGUGGAAGUAGCAGAAAACGCAAUUCUAAAUGGGAUAUGAAGGAAGAGUCCCAACAUUCACAUGAAAAUGUACCAGACAAUUCUUGGCCUCGGAAGGCGGGUGUAUCUUUUCAUGACAAAAAAUCACGGUCUGGAUGGUUUUCCCCCAAGGGUGGUGGCUAUAAUAGUGGCCAUAAGUGGUCAACAAGGGAAGAUGACAUGCUGAAAUCAACUCGGGAUUCACUAUUGCCAUCUAGGGAACCAUUGCCUGGAAGCAGAGGUUCACGGAAGGGGGAUUGCAUCGAUGAUUAUCAAGAAAGUUUCAGACCCACAACCGCAUGGGAUGGAGAAGGGAGCUACAGCAUGAAAAUGUCUCCUGGCCUUGAUGAUUGGAGACAACAAAUUCGUCACCACUCUCCAAGAAGUGAUUGGGAUGGACCUCACAGAAGUAGAAGCCGCAGCCGGAGCAGGAGCCGUAGCCGAAGUUGGAAUCGGAGCAGAAGCCCAGUUCGUGGAUUUAGGCAAGAAUCGGACAUCUAUGUCAGAAACCAGGAAAGAUCAGAUGUAUCAGCUCAAUUAUGUAAAGAUUUUGCUGCUGGGAGAUGUAAGAGAGGAAAUAAUUGUCCCUUUUCUCAUCAUAGUAGUGAAAGUUAUGAGGAGAGUAGAGAAAGUAGACAUAGGAAAGCUGGAGCUCCAAAGUAUUCCAUUCCCCACGAAUCUAGGGAGUAUCCAAUGAGGAGUGGAAGAAACAGGGAUGCAUCACUGGAGUGGGGAGGUGACCAUAAUUCCCGCAAGAAUGGUGAUAUUCCCUGCAAAUUCUUUGCUGUGGGAAAAUGUCGCAAUGGAAAAUAUUGCAGGUUUUCUCAUAGUGUUCAGGCACAUGCAAGUCCUAACAGAAGAUCAAGGGAUGACAAUUCAUUCCAGCGGAGCCAUAAUUUAGAUGACACUGAUAAAUUAUGGAAUGGUCGAACAUGGAGUGACACAAACACUUUCACUGAUGCUGCAAAGUUGAGUGAUCAAAAAAUUGAAAGGAUGGGUAACAGAAGGGAAAGGGAUGAUAAGUGGUCACGAAGCCAUAAUUCAGAUGAUGUGGAGAGAGUACCGGAUGAUCUAAAAUGGGCUGGUAAAGAUAAACCAACAGAUACUACAAAAUUGAUAGAGGAUUGCAAUGAAAGAAUAGGAUCCCUUGAACCAAGGUUCUCUGCUUGGUCUACUGAAGGUAAAUGGCCUCACAGCUUGGAUGAGAAUGCAGCACGUGCUGGCCAAACAGCAGUAAGUCAUGGAGCAGUUGAGAGCAACAAUAUGGAAGCCCUUCAAUGUAAGCAGAAAAAUUCUAGUGCUGAUGUGGUAGUUUCUGAAUCUGGAGGUACUGAAAAUUGGAUUGGCGAUAUGGAGAUGUCUCCUGAGUGGAAUUAUAGAGUGCCGCCUUCCAACCAUGCUCUAAAAGUAGAGCAUGGUCAUAGUACUCAUAGUUCACAAUCUCUAGCUCUUGGCAAUACCUCUGUACUCAGUCGUGAACAGGAACUAAGUCGUGAAACUUCUGGUCAGUUGCAUGAUGCAGCUUCGUCUAUGCAGCUGAAGAUAAUUGAAGAGCCUUAUUUCAAGCAUGACCAUAAUCAGAGAGAAGGUGGUGGUGUUGCUUUGCCUGGCAGUGAUAAGAAUGCUAUUGGAAGAACUGCUACUUCACACAUUGAUCUAAAUUUUUCUGCCGACCUCUUGCCAGCCCAAAGCUUUGAUCAGAAUGGCCAGAUUCCAAGUGCUUUACCUUUCUCGAGCUUAAAUUCCUUUGGACAAAGUCAAGGUGCAAUCACUUCUGAAACUUCUGGUGGAGGAAAUAUAAAAACUCCUCAAACUCACUCACUGUUUCCAGAGGAAAAAUCAAUCAACAAAAUGGACAUUGUGGAUACAAGUGCAUCACGGGUUAGUUCUGGAAUCAAGCCAACUAAAGAUGUGGUUGGCAGUGAACAGCUCACUAAGCUUUCGGCCUCUCUUGUUCAGUUUCUUGGAAAUCAGCAGCAGCUACCACAACUUUAUGCUGCUCUGAAUCCCACUAAUUUGGUACAAGUGUCAUCAUCUGUGAAUGCUGAAGGUUUAAUUAAACCAGACUCUGCUCUAACCAGUCAGCUGAAUGAAGCCAUUAAAUCCGAAUUGCAGUAUGAUCCUUUAUGUGAUAGCAUUGACUCCAAGAAGCACAAUGCUGUUAACCUCCCACCUUUUUCAAUAAAUUCUGUUGCACAGAAAAGCAUUGUGGAUGUAAAGGUGGAGAUUCCGAAUGGUGGUUCAGAAGAACCUUCUAACAAGAGCCAAACAUCAAAACUACUGGAACCUGAUGCAGAUUGCAGGGGUAUUAACAACAGUGGUGUAGUGGAGGCUGAAGAAAUGAAAAAAGCACAAGUAGAGAACCAGAUUCCACAAGAGAACAAUGGUGUCGAGAAAACAGAUGGUGAUGACAAGGAUAAUGAUGAAGGUAAGAAAAGGAAGGAUGCUAAGGAUAGCAAGGAAGCUAAAGGGAUUCGCACAUUCAAAUUUGCACUGGUGGAGUUUGUUAAGGAGAUCCUGAAACCCACAUGGAAAGAGGGUCAAGUUACCAAAGAUGCUUACAAAAACAUAGUGAAGAAAGUAGUCGAUAAAGUCACUGGUACAAUGCAAGAGUCUGCUAAUAUUCCUCAAACACAAGAAAAAAUUAACCAAUAUUUGGCAUUUUCGAAACCAAAGCUUAGCAAACUUGUUCAGGCGUACGUCGAAAAAUUUCAAAAGGGCUAAAUAAAUGGAGCCGGAAUUAUUGGGAAUGUCAUUUAUAUGAUUCUUCCAGUACUGAGCAAGCCACAGCCAAUGGUUUUCUGAGGCAAUUAGCUUCUGAACAACCUAUUUGUUUUUCCCAUUUAUGUAUUUUAGAUGUUGGAAACAAGGUUUGCCUAGUUCUCAACUCAUAUAUGUAGAUAUAUGGUAGCUUUUUAUCUUCUUGUUUCUUUUUAGUUUAAAAUUUGGCAUUUGCACGUUGCCAUAAUGAUUUUAUAUGGAGCUAUUUUAUGAUCAUUUGGUUAUAUGCUAACUUUUAACAUUUUUUUA